This is a messenger RNA of Cyclopterus lumpus (lumpfish), 5987 nucleotides long. It is a transcript of the gene zeb1b, whose product is annotated as zinc finger E-box binding homeobox 1b. Lineage: Eukaryota; Metazoa; Chordata; Actinopteri; Perciformes; Cyclopteridae. Gene Ontology annotation, biological process: regulation of transcription by RNA polymerase II; anatomical structure development. The record is from RefSeq and is a predicted model, not a curated record. Gene Ontology annotation, molecular function: DNA-binding transcription factor activity, RNA polymerase II-specific; RNA polymerase II cis-regulatory region sequence-specific DNA binding.
GGGGGUGAGAGAGGAGGUGACUCUCCGGCAGCAUUUAGACACAGCGAAAGGAUCAUGGCGGAUGGCCCCAGGUGUAAGCGCAGAAAGCAGGCGAACCCGAGGAGGAACAACGCUCCUGGAAGUGUUGCGUCAGCUUCAACUUCCUCCUGCUCCUAAGAUUAAACUCGCUCAACAGGGGAAGAUUCUGUGGGAGCACACCGCAGUGGAAAACGCAGAGCCCCUCUCUCUCCCCCUCCCUCCUUCCCUCUCUCUGUUGAUGUCCAGUUGGAGCACCUGGGAGGAAGCAGCUUUCGGUGUAACUAACUACAGCAAUGCGGUGGAAGCGUGCUCGGACUCGGAUGACGAGGACAAGCUGCACAUCGCGGAGGAGGAAGGCAGUCUGGCAGACAGGGCCGACUGUGACAGCACCCUGCCCGACGACAAGCACCCCAGGGAGUGCUGCUGGGAUGGAGUGAAGGAGGAUUGCACGUCGGACGCUGAGGACGACGGGAGCACGGACGCCCUCGUGGAGGAGAUGCUGCAGCAAGGGGACACGGCCGUCAUCUACCCAGAGGCCCCGGAGGAUGAGCUGCAGCGCCAGGGCACGCCUGACGCCGGCAUCCACGACGAGAACGGAACUCCUGAUUCGUUCUCUCAGCUGCUCACCUGCCCAUACUGCGCACGAGGCUACAAGCGUUACAGCUCCCUGAAGGAGCACAUCAAGUACCGGCACGAGAAGACGGAUGAGAGCUUCAACUGCCCCGAGUGCAGCUACAGCUUUGCAUACCGCGCUCAGCUGGAACGGCACAUGACGGUCCACAAGGGCGGACGGGAUCAGAGACACAUCACACAGUCGGGAGGCAAUCGUAAAUUCAAGUGCACUGAAUGUGGCAAAGCAUUUAAAUACAAGCACCAUCUGAAGGAGCACCUACGCAUCCACAGCGGAGAGAAACCCUACGAGUGCUCUAACUGCAAGAAGCGCUUCUCCCACUCGGGCUCAUACAGCUCCCACAUCAGCAGUAAGAAGUGCAUCAGCGUCAUCUCAGUCAACGGCAGACCGCGCUUGGGGAACGCCAAAACCCAGACCCAGGGUCCGUUGCCGGUGCUGCCCACGUCGCCCUCGGUCCUCCGCACCCAGAUCAGGGAGAAGCUGGAGCACAGCAAGCCCCUGCAGGAGCAGCUGCCCCUCAAUCAGAUCAAGACGGAGCCAGUGGACUACGAGUAUAAGCCGACGUUGAUAACAUCCUCAGCCAUGGCCGCCAUGAACGGUGGGGUUUUCAAUGGAGGUGGUGCAGCUCCUCUGCAGGGCACAGUGCAGGCCGUGGUUCUGCCCACGGUGGGGCUGAUGUCUCCCAUCAGCAUCAACCUGGCAGACCUGCAGAAUGCCCUCAAAGUGGCGGUGGACGGUAACGUCAUUCGCCAGGUCCUGGAAAGCAACGCCAAAGGUCAGGUGCAGAUGAACUCUGGGUUAACCACUGGAAUGCUCCAUCCCGGACAGCAGCAACUCAUCUCAGCCAUCAGUCUGCCCAUUGUGGGUCAGGAUGGAAAUGCAAAAAUCAUUAUAAACUACAGUUUGGACCCCAACCAGGGCCAACUCAUGGCCCAUAACCUGAAGAAAGAACCUGAGCCCACCUCACCAGGCCAGACCACCACUGACAACUUCAAGUCCCAGAAACUCCCUGAGGAUCUAACCAUCAGAGGAGCCAGGCCCAAUGAAACUAAAGAAAAAGAGGAAAAGACCACUAAAACUUGUCUCCUGUGUGAUAACUGUCCUGGUGGGCUGGAAGCACUCCAUGCCCUCAAGCACUGCAAGAAGGACGGUCUCCGGCUGAACGGAGCGGACCUGGAUAUGUCUGAGUCUGCUGUCGCUGCCUUGCUGUCAGAGGGAAGACUCUGUAACCAGCCCAAGAACCUCUUGUCCCUGCUCAAGGCCUACUUUGCCUUAAAUGCAGAGCCCACCAAGGACGAGCUGGCAAAGAUCUCUGACUCGGUCAGCUUGCCAAUCCAUGUGGUUAAGAAGUGGUUUGACAAAAUGCAGGAGGGUCAGAUAUCACUGGGUGCCCCAACACCUCCCUCUGAGGAGGAGGACACCUGUGAGGUGUCUCUGGUCCCAGGGAAGGACACGGCCAAUAUGAGCCCUUCCGGGUCUCAGGGCAGCCCGACAGAAGCCACCCCAGACGAGGUCAACGGCACUCACAGCAUGCCGGCUACUCCUUCACCACUAAAUCUGACAGCUGCCGGUCCCGUUCCAGCCCCACCACCCCAGAGCACUGAGGGACCCCUAGACCUGUCGCUGCCAAAGCUCGCCAGAGAGGAGGCGGAGAGAGUGGUGGCUAUAGCCCGCGUUUACCCCUCCCUUUCCUCUGGCUCUACCAAUGCAGAUGAACCCCUAAACUUAACUUGCACAAAGAAAGAGGCAUCGCCACUCUCAGCCAUGGGCGUCAGCCCCAUCGCACUGUACGCCAGCCAGCCAGGUGCCAAAUCCGUCGACAUUGUGACCACAAUGCAAUGCCUACGGGCACUCGCCACUAACAACAAACAGACUAUCCUGAUCCCCCAGCUGGCUUACACCUAUACCACUACAGCAAGCAGCCCUGCUGGGACCGAGAUGCAGGAAAUCAUCCACCUCAACGGAGUGAAGGAGGAGAAGCCGGACACGGGCUCAGAGGGCGUGUCCACCGUGGAGGAGCAGAACGACUCGGACUCGGGCCCCGCGCGGAAGAAGAUGAAGAAGACGGACGGCGGCAUGUACGCGUGCGACCUGUGCGACAAGAUCUUCCAGAAGAGCAGCUCACUGCUGAGACACAAAUACGAACACACGGGGAAGCGACCUCACGAGUGCGGCAUCUGCAGCAAGGCCUUCAAACACAAGCACCACUUAAGACACAUGCGUCUCCACUCGGGGGAGAAGCCGUACCAGUGUGACAAGUGCGGCAAGCGCUUCUCGCACUCGGGCUCCUACUCCCAGCACAUGAACCACCGCUACUCCUACUGCAAGAAGGAGACACAGGGCCAAGGCGAAGGCCGGGAGAGCCCUGAGGGACAGCGAGGCCCGGGCCGAGAUGGAGGCACUGAGCAGGCUGGAGCGGCUCCUGCGCCCUCCCAGCUGGACCUGGACGAGCGGGGGAGCAGUGCGAGGGAGGACGAGGAGAGCGAGGAGGAGGCCGCGGUGGACAUGGAUGACAUCCAGGUGGUGCAGAUAGGGGACGAAGGAGGGGGAUGAGGAGGAGGAGGAUCAGAGAAUGAAGAAGAGAUGGAAAAAGUAUUGGAGGCGGGAGAAGGGGAGGAGGAGAGGAAUGAGGAGGAGACGGAGAGAGUAUUGGUGGAGGGAAGAGGAGAGGAGAGCAAUGAGAAUGGAGACUGAGAGAGAAUUGGUAGAGGGAGGAGUAGAGGAGGAGAAGAAGACAGCAAUGGUGGAGAAAAGAGGAAGACGAGGAGGAAAACGAGGAGGCUGACUCAAGGAGGGAGGAGGUGCUCGGUAGCAUUCAGGAAGAGGAGGAAGCCAGAAGGAGGAAGAAGAGGCGAUGGAUGCAGAGGAAGGGGUGACGGAAGAGGGGGAAGCAGAGGAGGUCACAGAGAAGAGUGGAGGUGAAAACAGACAGGGUUUCUGGAGAGCUGAACCAGACGCUGCAGGAGAAAGGAGAUACUGACUGAAGGAGAAAUCCGACUCCUCCACCAGACACAAAUCAGAUUCCUCCCCCCCGUGCGAGGAAGAACGCAGGAGAUGAUGUCCGUCACUCUGACAGUUCGUUUCAGUUCACUACUGUGUAGAAUCCAGGUGUGCCUGAAAAUAAUUCUGGUGACUUUUUUCCGCGUUUUUCUCGCUGUCCGAAAAAAAAAAAAUCAAUUUGUAAAGAAAAAGAUGAAGACGAAUACAAAUUUUAACAAACGAAGGAAAUGCAUUAUACAGACUUUGGAAGCUAGAGCCGAGACGUUUUAGAUAAUGUUUUAUUACUAAAACACCUUGGGCCAUUUCUUUUUAUCAGUGUUACUAAUUUUAUCACUCAUAUUUUAACCUUUAAAAGUUGUACAGUUGGGAGAUAUUUCUAUACCUUUUUAUUGCCAAUGAACAAAAAAAAAGUCAGUAUUUUAUUAAGUUGGAAGGAAAAUAAGACAAACCUGUGCACUACAAGUGGCUUGGUUUACCGAUGGAUUGAGCAGUUGAGUUGUCCACCUUCAGUAUUACCGCACCUGAUCCACCGCGCUAGCAGAUGUUAGCUUUACGGUUGCGUUUGAUUGGAUUGUGAGCCUUAAGAAGAAUAACAAUGGAGAGCGGUCUCUUCAGUCAUUGACUUCUUUUCAGACUCAUUGUUGUCAAAGACCAGUGUUUUAUAGUUAAUAGUUUGACAUUUUGGGAAAUAAACCCAGUUAUUUUCUUGAGGAGAGUUGAAUGCAAAGAACCCACAUGUCUGUCUGGUAAUAUAUGGCUACAGCCAGCAGCUGCUAACAUGGCUUAGUUUAGCUUAGCUUAGUUGAUCCUGGCUUAGCUAAGUUUAGCUUUAUAUGAGGACCAGAGCAGAGGGAAACAAGCUAGCUUGAGCUAAUCUAACACUGCUAAAAGCUAGCACUUAUUUCCUGCUCAUCUACUGUUCCACACUCCAGUCCAGCAAUGCAUGCUGGACUAUUUCUGACUUCCAGACAGAGGCAGGCUAGCUAACGUGGCUCAUCAUCUCCUGGCUUUAGCUGCAUAUUUACAGACCCAUAAGUGUGAAGUGUCCAUUUUUCCCAUCUGAUUCUCCCCCAGAAAGCCAAUAAGGGUAUCGUCUUUAAAUGUGUUCUUAAACUACUGCUUUAAGUGUUCAGAGCGCGCAGAAAGAUGAUCAAGCUAACUGUCUGACCCCCUACUCCGAGCCAUAUGCAAAAACAAAUCAAACUAAACAAGAGAAACAUGCAUAUCAAAAGUGCCAUUGAAUAUUGCUGUUGAAGCUCAGCAGCUAUGAUCCGGUAUUGAUCAACCAAUAAGCCGAAAUACUGUGGACUUUAGCUCGCCACCAUACCGAGAGAAGAGUUCGGUCUAUUCAUGAAUUCUAGAUGUUAGAAAAGUUGCUUUUUGUUUCUAAUCUGAGCAGCUAAAAGUUCAGAUGCACAUGCGUUCAAAUGAAUGAUGAAGUAUGAUUUGUAAUUGCUAACUGUGUCCUGCCUUUUCAAAGCUCAUUCAGUGCACUUGACCAUGAAACGCUCAGAUGUCUCUUCAGGUAACAAAAUGUAGGCAAAUAUGAAUCCCAGGAGUUUAAUUCAACAAUGUUUUUACCUGUCAGUAUUACUUUUUUGUCUCUUAUGUUGUUUUAUGUUCUGGUUCCUUGUGUGUACUGUAUGUUUUCAGCAAUGGCAGUAUUAUCCCCACCCCCAAGGAGAUGGGCAUGUCUGUUUAGUCAUAGAGAACUUUUAUAUUUAUGUGUCUUAUUUUUUAUAUUUCUUUAUGGUUAUUUAUUACACAAUGUAGUGUACAAGACUGUAGUUUGUAUUAAUACGAUAAUAUAUUUUAGUAUGGAAAACAAAGGCAAAUAACUACAAGCCUGGAAAUAUGAGACUCCAGCAUACUGAAGUGUGUUUUUAGAACAAAUAAAAAUGAUGUUUUUCCUCGGAAAAAGAAAACAACAACUCGCACCCUGCAAGCCUGAAAAUUGGAACCUAUGACCUCUGUGCAUCCAUUCUCAUGUUAGUUUUUGUUCCCCUCUCUAAUAUGAAGCUACUGAACUUUUGAAAACUAAUCGUAUGUCUAAUAGCAAUGAGUGGUGUGCUGUUUUAUUGAAGGAUUACCCUUAACCACACAAACUGUCCUUUUUGCCAAGCCAAAAUAAUAUUGACAUUUGUUCUUAUGUUUUUAUUUGUGCCAAUUUGUUACUUUAUGUCAGUGUCAAGACCACGCCCACUUUUAUAUACCCUUCCCCGUUUUAACACCCUCAUCUUUUUUAUAGUGAUUUAUUUUUUGUUUUUGUUUUUGUUUUUUUAUGACUCCCCAUCUCACAAUAAAAUACAUCAAUUACAAGCUGCUGGGUUUGUGAUGA